Homalodisca vitripennis (glassy-winged sharpshooter) is the source of this 519-nucleotide messenger RNA. RefSeq names its product proline-rich receptor-like protein kinase PERK9. The record is from RefSeq and is a predicted model, not a curated record. The coding region runs from base 1 to 519 and encodes 172 amino acids. The transcript is spliced from 2 exons. Lineage: Eukaryota; Metazoa; Arthropoda; Insecta; Hemiptera; Cicadellidae.
AUGCCCACCCGUCCAGAGCCUCUGCCCGAAGGAGGCGUCUGUGCCACCAAGGCCAGGAAGCCUACGCCUGCCCCUGCGAGGACGCAGCCGCCAAAGGCACGAGGAAACCCUCCCCACCACCUCCAGUCGCUGACGUCCAACCCUGACUCCUCCACUGACAGCCAGGACGAGGACGACGGCUUUGAGACCGUGAGGCGCAGCCGCCACCGACUUCCACGGAACCCCAAAAACCGUGGAGGCCGUUCACCGGCGAGAAGGCCAAGGAGUCGGAGCCCCUCCCACCACCAGCCGCCCGACAACCUGAGAGGCCCAAGGAAUCGACACCAGCCUCCGAGCACAAACCCAGGCCGACUCCUAGACUACGCCUUGAAGUCCCGAAUCCUGCUCAGGCUACCACUACCACUGCCACCUCCGCCCCUGCCCCACAACCCACCCGGGACACACCCAUGGCCACACAGCCCGCUGCCCACCUGCAUCAAGAACUCAAGACAGGAAUCUCUGAGAUCCUCUCCCAGCUGA